AUGGCAGAAAAGGAAGGAGGGGUUGUGAAGAAGGGGCACGAGGAAGGUCUGAAACUUGCGGUUUCACUGCUGCAAGAGUUCGAUCUUCCAGAGGGGCUUCUUCCUCUGGCUGAUGUGAUCGAAGUAGGGCACGUGAAGGGCACGGGGUACAUGUGGAUCGUGCAGAAGAAGAAGGUGGAGCACGAGUUCAAGAGGAUAAAGAAGUUGGUGAGCUAUGAUAGUGAGAUAACAGGGUACAUCUCAAAGAAGAAGAUAAAGAAGCUGAAGGGUGUGAAGGCGAAAGAGUUGAUGCUGUGGCCUCCGGUGAGUGAGAUCACAGUGGAUGACCCUCCAACUGGGAAGAUCCACUUCAAGAGUCUCGCUGGUAUCACCAAGACUUUCCCUGUUGAGGCUUUCGCUGCUGGCGAGUGA
This is a messenger RNA of Sphenostylis stenocarpa, 411 nucleotides long. The record is from the annotation of a GenBank genome assembly. NCBI's taxonomy places the organism in Eukaryota, Viridiplantae, Streptophyta, Magnoliopsida, Fabales, Fabaceae.